AAAAAACAAAACAAAACCAAAAAUGUCAGCCGGCGUGCAAAACGCACGAGACCCGCGGUACUCGCCACCGCUCCCGGUGGGCGGGGCGCCAGGGGUGGGACUUCAGCGCAUCAUUUCCGCUUCCGGUUCCCAAUGAACUCUCCCGCCACUGGGAAAGAGCGGCUGUCAGCGCGGGUGUUUCUUCCAGUCUGGUUGCUGGCUGGUUAAAGACUAUACUGCGUGUUUAUUUGGGACGGAGAGAAACCGUGGAGUUGGAAGCUUGCGAGUUGACCUGGUGGGACCGAGUGACGGGUAGUGUCAGGUGGUCAAGAUGCAGUUCUCAGGAAGGAUCCGGAAGAAGCUGAGAUUGGCAGGUGACCAGAGAAAUGCUUGUUACCCUCACAGCCUUCAGUUUUACCUGCAGCCACCUACUGAAAACAUAUCGUUGACCGAGUUUGAAAACUUGGCUUUCGAUAGAGUUAAAUUGCUUAAAGCAAUUGAGAAUCUUGGUGUGAGCUAUGUGAAAGGAACUGAACAAUACCAGAGUAAAUUGGAGGCCGAGAUUCGAAAGCUGAAGUUUUCCUACAGAGAGAACCUGGAGGAUGAGUACGAGCCACGGCGAAGGGACCACAUCUCCCACUUUAUCCUGCGCCUUGCGUACUGCCAGUCGGAAGAUCUUAGACGAUGGUUUAUUCAACAAGAAAUGGAUCUGCUUCGAUUUCGAUUCAGUAUUUUACCGAAGGAUAAAGUCCAGAGUUUCUUAAAGGAUAGUCAUUUGCAUUUUGAGGCUGUAAGUGAUGAGGAGAAGACCCUUCGAGAACAGGAUAUCGUGGCGUCCUCUCCAAGCCCAAGUGGGGUCAAGUGGGAGUUGGAGUCCGUUUAUAAGGUCCCCUUUGCCGAUGCUCUAGACCUGUUCAGAGGAAGGAGAGUCUACUUGGAAGAUGGCUUUGCUUACGUGCCACUUAAGGACAUCGUGGCCAUUAUUUUGAAUGAGUUUAGAGCCACGCUGUCUAAGGCUUUGGCAGUUCAGAGGCUUAGUCCAUUGUCAUCUUGGUGUGAAGCAUGGCAGCAGACGCGGCAGGCAGGGUGCUGGAGAAGUAGCCGUAGCCGCGAGCUAUGUCCUGAUCCGGAGGCAGAAAAAGGAAGAGUCAUCUGGUCUGGUUGCAAAGUCCACUCCCAGUGACACACUUCCUCUAACAAGGCUAUACCCCCUAAUCUUUCUAAUCCCAGCAAACAAUGCCACUCCCUGCCAUUCAGUAUAUGAGCCUAUAUGGGGCAUUCUUAUUCAAACCACCACACCAUCUGUGUUUAUUUUGUGUCUUUACCUAGUUUUGGUAUCAAUAUGAUACUGGUUUUAUAGGAUGAAUUUGGUAGUGUUCCUUUACAUUCUAUAUAAGAAGAAGAAUUGUUAUGAGGUCUUCAGCAGGUGCAUCAGUCAUCACAAGGCAAUACAAAGCAUCUGCCACCAAGGGUGGUAAGAGAAUCAAAAUUACAGAACCCACGAGGCGCUGAGAAAGGACUGAGAGCCUUAGCAUUCAAAAGAAAUAACUGUCACAUAGACUCAGACAGAUGCGUAAGUUAAGGAAAUCUCCCCAUGACCUUGGCAAGAUAGUCUCCAAACUGAACAUACCAGUUAAUAAAUUGGAGGUGAAAGUUCAAAUGUGUGGGGGGAAAUUAGCAAGGAGACUAACCAUUGAAGGAAAUAGCUAAAAAUCACAAGAGACAUUAUCUUUAGCAGAUAAGACCAUGCAGAAGAAUGACAGAGCCUGGAAAAUAAUACCAUCAGUCAUAUGUGAGGAAAAUAUUAAGGACCAUGAAUGAUAUUUCUAAGAAGUCUGGGAUACAUUCAAGAGGCUAAACUCGAGCACUCAUGGUGUCGGAGAAGGAGCAGAGAUAAACUGAAGGGAGUGUACAGCCUGGUGAAAUUGCAGGAGAAAACUUGAGAAGCCUACAGAAAUGGGCUUUCAAACACAGGAUGUUUAUAGAUCUCCAGGUAGAUGUGACCAGAGAGGAAACCCUCCAUGACAUAUUAUAGUCAGGGUGUUAGAAAUACAAAGAAACAAUCUUAAAAGUAGGAGAAAAGCACCAACUUACAUAUGAAGGCAUUAAUAACAGAAUUGUCCCUGGCUUUUCAUCUGCGAGCAUCAAAGCCAGAAUAAUGAGAUUUCAGGCUCUGAAAGUAAACAACCGUGAACCAAAAAUGUUAAGUACUGCAAAGCCAUCUUUCCAAACUGAUGGAGAAAUGAAGGAAUUUCAAAGCCAACACAAAAGCAAUUCAUGCCAACCAUGCUGCUCUGCAGAGUUCUUAUGGGAAACUUUAUAGGGAGGAAGAUGGCAUAACUACAGAUAAACACACUUGAUCUGGGGGAAAAACAGCCAUGCAGACACAACAGCUCAGUAGACCUCAAAACUAAUACAGGAGAGGAAAAGAAAGAAGAAUCCAUCGAGAUAGUAUGUCACCUGUUUUAAUUAGCACUUCUAUUGCUGUGAUAAAACACCAUGACUAAAAGCAAUUUGGGGGAGAGGGUUUAUUUUGCUUAUACUUCCACACCACAGUCCAUCAUUGAAAGGAGUCUGAGCAGGAACGCCAGGCAGGAACCCAGAGGAAGGAACUGAAGUCAAGGUCACGGAGGACUGCUAAUUAGUGACUUGCUCCUCAUGGCUUGCUUAGCCUGCUUUCUUAGAGAUCCUGGUACUACACUUGCCCAGGGGAAGUCCCAUAUCAAGCAUUAGUCAGGGAACUGCACCACAGACUUACAGGUCAAUCUAGGGGAACAUUUCCUCAACUGAAGAUCCCCUCACCAAAAUGACUAGUUUGUGUUAAGUUGUUAUAGAACUAGCCUACAUAAUUCAGUUUCUUUAAAACAUCCUUUAAAAGUCCUUUUCAGAAUUCGAAGUCUCUCUAAAGCUUCCAAAGUCUGUCUAAAAUAUUCAUGCUCUUUAGAAUAGCCAAAGUCUCUACAGUAGGCAAAGUUUCUAUAAAGUUUCAAAGUCUCUUAACUGUGGGAUCUUGUUUUUAAAAAAAGUUACUUUAUUACUCCAAGAGGGAAGAACCAGGGCACAGUUAGUCACAUUCAAAUCAAAGCUAAGCCAAAGCUGAACAGUGCAAAGCUCAGAGUCAGACCCCCGUGGCUCAGUGUUGAGGCUUCUCCAGCUUUGCCACCCACAGCACAGCUCUGAGCACUCACUGGCUCUUCCAACACAGCAUUCCAAACUCCUUCCACAGUCCUCCCCAACCCAACCUGAGGAUAAUCACAGCAAACCCAUCUCCUUGUACCAGUUCCUGAUUUACAGCCUCUGUUACUGUGAUAAAACACCAUGAACACAGCAACUUGUGGAGGAAAGGGUCUCACUUUUUUGCAUGUAUUUCCAUAUAAUAGUCCAUCAUUGAAGGGCAGUAGGCCAGGAACUCCAGAAAGGAACCAGUACACAGAAACUGAAGCAGAAACCAUGGGGAAUGCUCCUUACUGGCUCACUAUCAUGGCUUACUGAGCUGGCCUUUGUGGCAGGAUUUUCCCCGUCCAAUUAUAUUAAAAUAUUAAUGCAGCAGGAGGCCUGAGAUUGGACAGGGAAAAGGGAGGUGGAAUGAAGAGUUGGAGAGACAGAGAGGACUAAGAGAGGGGGGAAGCAAGAUGAGGGGAAGGACAGAAUGAUUCAGAACCAGCAUGGUUUUAACUAGCCACAGGUAGAUGUGAUAUCAUGUAGGGAUAAAAUAAUUGGGGUAACUUGUCUAAUCUAGGUGGGCAGCUUGAAUUCAACUGGCCUUGAAUUUAUUGUGUGGGUAUCUUGUGAAUUGAGAAUUUAUUAAUAUAUAAAUCUGACUGAUUAAUUAUAAGCUUCUAGAGUUUUGCUUCUACCGGGUUGCUAGGUGUUGUGGCGGGUUGCUAGGUGGUGUGGUGGUUGUUGCAUGGCGCUGGUGUGGCAUUGAUCCACCAAGGGAACUUAGGGAGUUGGGCAUGCAUGUUUCUGUGGCUCCUGGCUCAUGUUUCUGUUCUCCUGAGUUGAGAACACCCAGCUGGAGCAAUGCGGCCCAGAGCAAUGCAGCCCAGAGCAAUGCAGCCCCAUGGUGCCCCUCGUAGUGCCGGAUAUAAAUAGUCAUUUUUUAAUAUUUCCUGCAACAAGCCUUCUUA
Molecule: messenger RNA, 4109 nt
Organism: Mastomys coucha (southern multimammate mouse)
Lineage: Eukaryota; Metazoa; Chordata; Mammalia; Rodentia; Muridae
Gene: Prim2
Product: DNA primase subunit 2
Exons: 8
Coding region: 311-1162 (283 amino acids)
Biological process (GO): DNA replication, synthesis of primer
Cellular component (GO): alpha DNA polymerase:primase complex
Source: RefSeq, a predicted model, not a curated record